AUGGAGGAAGAGAGCAAGAAGCACUUCAUCCUUGUUCAUGGGACGUGUCAUGGAGCAUGGUAUUGGUACAAGCUCGCCACCUUGCUAAGGGCAGCCGGCCAUAGAGUCACGGUGCCCGACCUGGCUGCUUGCGGGGUGCACCCCAAGCGCCUCCAUGAGCUCCGGUCGUUCUCCGACUACUCUGAACCAUUGAUGGAGGUGAUCUCCUCGAUCCCAUCCGGCGAGGAGGUGAUUCUUGUUGCCCACAGCUUUGGUGGAUUUACCGUUGCCCUUGCCAUGGAGAAAUUCGCAGACAAGGUCUCCGCCGCCAUCUUUGUUACUGCAAUGAUGCCAAGCACCGCAACUCCCUUCUCCACCAUCGGACAGGAG
Elaeis guineensis (African oil palm) is the source of this 369-nucleotide messenger RNA. Lineage: Eukaryota; Viridiplantae; Streptophyta; Magnoliopsida; Arecales; Arecaceae. The record is from RefSeq and is a predicted model, not a curated record.